CAAUCCUCAAAACUAUCAAAAACUUUCGUCCUCGUCACUUCAAAUGGCGGCCAUUUCCGCAAGCUCCUCCCCAUCUCUUCACCGCUUGAGAUCCUCAUCUUCCCAUUCUUCUUCUCCCCAUCUCCUCAUACCCUCGACGCGGGUAUCCUUCCCGACAAAGAUCUCUCAUCUCUCCCAUAAAUCUUCCAACCACAACAAUGAAACAGCGAAAAAGAGAAUCGUUAGAAGCGUCAACGAGAGAGCCUCCGACGCAACCCCAAACUCGAAGGUGAGGAAGCACACGAUCUCAGUGUUCGUUGGAGACGAGAGUGGAAUGAUUAAUAGGAUUGCAGGAGUCUUUGCGAGGAGAGGUUACAACAUCGAGAGUCUUGCUGUUGGUUUGAACAGAGACAAGGCUCUCUUCACUAUUGUUGUCUCUGGCACUGAACGGGUUCUUCAGCAGGUCAUUGAGCAGCUUCAGAAACUCGUUAACGUUCUCAAGGUUGUUGAGGAUAUCUCGAGUGAGCCGCAAGUGGAGCGUGAGCUGAUGCUUGUCAAAGUCAAUGCACAUCCCGAAUCCAGGGCUGAGAUCAUGUGGCUAGUUGAUACAUUCAGAGCAAAAGUUGUUGAUAUUGCGGAGCAUGCAUUAACUAUUGAGGUAACUGGAGAUCCUGGGAAAAUGAUUGCUGUAGAAAGAAGUCUGAAAAAGUUUCAGAUCAGAGAGAUUGUCAGGACAGGAAAGAUCGCUCUGCGAAGGGAAAAGAUGGGUGCUACUGCCCCAUUUUGGCGAUUUUCAGCAGCGUCUUAUCCAGAUCUCAAGGAGCAAGCACCUGUUAAUAUUCUUCGAGGUAGCAAAACAGGAGCUGUGGUCGCUCCAAUUGAAACCACAGCAGGGGGAGAUGUUUAUCCCGUUGAGUCAACUUCUGACCUAAUGGUACAUCGUGUUCUUGACGCUCACUGGGGACUUCUCACGGACGAAGAUACGAGUGGACUACGGUCACAUACUCUGUCUUUGCUUGUAAACGAUGUUCCAGGAGUCCUCAACCUUGUAACUGGUGUUUUCUCUCGAAGGGGAUACAAUAUUCAGAGCUUGGCUGUAGGACAUGCUGAAGCAGAGGGCAUUUCACGCAUUACAACAGUUGUUCCUGCAACAGAUGAAUCAGUCAGCAAAUUGGUGCAGCAACUUUAUAAACUCGUAGAUGUGCAUGAGGUCCAUGAUCUUACUCAUUUGCCAUUUGCUGAAAGAGAACUGAUGCUGAUCAAGAUUGCUGUGAACGCUGCCGCGAGAAGAGAUGUCCUGGACAUUGCUAAUAUUUUCAGGGCAAAAGCUGUUGACGUAUCCGAUCAUACAAUUACUUUGCAGCUUACUGGGGAUCUUGACAAGAUGGUUGCACUGCAAAGGUUGUUGGAGCCCUACGGUAUAUGCGAGGUUGCAAGAACAGGGCGUGUGGCCUUGGCUCGUGAAUCAGGAGUAGACUCCAAGUAUCUUCGUGGAUACUCCUUCCCUUUAACAGGUUAGUAAACCUGUUAAAGACUGUAUCCAUGGAACAACACAAAAAAAGACUUUGAAGAUAAAAGUUUCAUUACACAUUUAUGAGCCAACCUAAAGACCGAGCCAGAGCGACUGUAGAUAUGUUUUAGACUUGGUUUAUUUCAUUUCAGUUACUCUAUUAUAUUUUGAGAAACAAAAAUGUUUUGUUAGGAGGACUAAUAAUCUUCGCUCGUCUUCGGUUUUCCCAAUAGUUAUCUCCUCCUACGAUGAAUAAACCACACUUUUGAUUUCAUAAAAG
Molecule: messenger RNA, 1769 nt
Organism: Eruca vesicaria subsp. sativa (arugula)
Lineage: Eukaryota; Viridiplantae; Streptophyta; Magnoliopsida; Brassicales; Brassicaceae
Source: the annotation of a GenBank genome assembly